Messenger RNA from Globicephala melas (long-finned pilot whale), 7419 nucleotides. RefSeq names its product transcription factor 20 (gene TCF20). NCBI's taxonomy places the organism in Eukaryota, Metazoa, Chordata, Mammalia, Artiodactyla, Delphinidae. Gene Ontology annotation, cellular component: nucleus. Gene Ontology annotation, biological process: regulation of transcription by RNA polymerase II. The record is from RefSeq and is a predicted model, not a curated record.
GGAGGAGCCGCGAGGAGGCUGAGAGACGAGAAACUGCCCCCUUUCCUUUUCCUUCUCCUUUUUCCCUUUCCCCUCCUCCCUAGCCUCACUCGGGAGUUGUUUUCCUCCGGCCGGUCGCCCUGGGCUGUUGGAGGGGUCUGGAGCAAGUGCCAGGAAGGAUGCUGCUGCAAAGAGAACGUGGAAGGCCCCCCAGGCAGCCUGGCCUCUUCCGGGGGAAAUGCUGGAGGGCUGUUGGCCUGCUGCGGUGCUGCUGAACAGUAUGCAGUCCUUCCGGGAGCAAAGCAGUUACCACGGAAACCAGCAGAGCUACCCACAGGAGGUACACGGCUCAUCCCGGAUAGAAGAGUUCAGCCCUCGCCAGGCCCAGAUGUUCCAGAAUUUUGGGGGUGCAGGUGGCAGUAGUGGUGGCAGUGGCAGCAGCAGUGGUGGUGGACGACGAGGAACAGCGGCUGCUGCUGCAGCAGCGGCAAUGGCUAGCGAAACCUCCGGCCAUCAGGGCUACCAGGGUUUCAGGAAAGAGGCUGGAGACUUUUACUACAUGGCAGGCAGCAAAGACCCCGUGGCAGCCGGAACCCCGCAGCCUGCUCAGCGAAGGCCUUCUGGGCCUGUGCAGAGCUAUGGACCCCCCCAGGGGAGCAGCUUUGGCAAUCAGUAUGGGAGUGAGGGUCAUGUGGGCCAGUUUCAAGCACAGCACUCUGCCCUUGGUGGCGUGUCUCAUUAUCAGCAGGAUUACACGGGACCUUUCUCUCCAGGGAGCGCUCAGUACCAGCAGCAGCCUUCCAGCCAACAGCAGCAGCAAGUGCAGCAGUUGAGACAGCAGCUUUACCAGUCCCAUCAGCCUCUGCCGCAGGCCACUGGCCAGCCAGCGUCCGGCUCAUCCCACAUGCAGCCGAUGCAGCGGCCCUCAACUCUGCCAGCCUCUGCCACUGGUUACCAGUUAAGAGUGGGUCAGUUUGGCCAACACUACCAGUCUUCUGCCACGACCUCCUCCUCCUUCCCUUCACCACAACGCUUCAGCCAGUCUGGACAGAGCUAUGACGGCAGUUACAGUGUGAAUGCUGGAUCCCAGUACGAAGGACAUAAUGUGGGUUCUAAUGCACAGGCUUACGGAACACAAUCGAAUUACAGCUAUCAGCCUCAAUCUAUGAAGAAUUUUGAACAGACGAAGAUUCCACAAGGGGCCCAGCAGGGGCAGCAGCAGCAGCAGCAGCAGCAGCAGCAACAGCAACAGCAGCAGCAGCAGCAGCAGCAGCAGCAGCAUCCGCAGCAUGUGAUGCAGUAUACCAACACUGCCACCAAGCUGCCGCUGCAAAGCCAGGUGGGGCAGUACAGCCAGCCCGAGGUUCCUGUGAGGUCCCCCAUGCAGUUUCACCAGAACUUCAGCCCCAUUUCUAACCCUUCCCCGGCUGCUUCUGUGGUUCAGUCUCCAAGCUGUAGCUCUACCCCAUCUCCUCUUAUGCAGAGUGGGGAGAAUCUCCAGUGUGGGCAAGGCAAUGUGCCGAUGGGUUCCAGAAACAGAAUUCUACAGUUAAUGCCUCAACUCAGCCCAACCCCAUCAAUGAUGCCCAGUCCUAAUUCUCAUGCUGCAGGCUUCAAAGGGUUUGGACUAGAAGGGGUGCCAGAAAAGCGGCUGACAGAUCCUGGGUUGAGUAGUUUGAGUGCCCUGAGUACGCAAGUGGCCAAUCUUCCUAAUACUGUUCAACACAUGCUACUUUCCGAUGCACUGACACCUCAGAAGAAGACCUCCAAGAGGCCUUCUUCAUCUUCUAAGAAAGCAGACAGCUGCACAAACUCCGAAGGCUCCUCACAGGCUGAAGAACAACUGAAGUCCCCUAUGGCAGAGUCGCUGGAUGGAGGCUGCUCCAGCAGUUCCGAGGAUCAAGGUGAGAGGGUGAGGCAGCUAAGUGGCCAGAGCACCAGUUCUGACACCACCUACAAGGGUGGAGCCUCAGAGAAAGCAGGCUCCUCACCAGCACAAGUCACUCAGAAUGAAGCCCCCAGACUCAGUGCCAGUCCUGUAGCCAGAGAAGAGACCGCCUCACCAGGUGCUAAGGACAUGCCAUUGUCAUCUGAGGGCAACCCAAAAGUCAGUGAGAAGACAGUUGGGGUGAUUGUCUCCCGGGAAGCUAUGACAAGUCGGGUAGAAAAACCUGGUGGGCAAGAAAAAGGCUCCCAAGAGGAUGAUCCUGCAGCCACUCAGAGGCCACCCAGCACUGGCGGGGGAAAGGAAACCAGUCAUGCGUCACUUCCACAGCCAGAGCCUCCGGGAGGAGGAAAUAAAGGAAACAAAAAUGGAGAUAAUAACUCCAACCACAAUGGAGAAGGAAACGGCCAGAGCGGGCACUCCACAGGGGGCUCUGGUUUUAUAGGCAGAACUGAGCCUAGCAAAUCUCCUGGAAGCUUGCGCUAUAGUUACAAGGAUAGCUUUGGGCCAGCCGUGCCAAGAAAUGUCAGUGGCUUUCCUCAGUUUCCUACAGGACAAGAUAAGGGGGACUUCACUAGCCAUGGGGAGCGAAAGGGUAGGAAUGAAAAGUUCCCUAGCCUCCUGCAGGAAGUGCUUCAGGGUUACCACCACCACCCUGACAGGAGAUAUUCUAGGAGUACUCAGGAGCACCAGGGCAUGGCUGGUGGCCUAGAAGGAGCCACAAGGCCUAAUGUGUUAGUUAGUCAAACCAAUGAAUUAGCUAGCAGGGGCCUUUUGAACAAAAGCAUUGGUUCCCUAUUAGAAAAUCCCCACUGGGGCCCCUGGGAAAGGAAAUCAAGUGGCUCGGCUCCUGAAAUGAAACAGAUCAAUUUGGCUGACUAUCCAAUUCCCAGAAAGUUUGAAAUAGAGCCUCAGUCAUCAGCCCAUGAGCCCGGGGGUUCCCUCUCUGAAAGAAGAUCAGUGAUCUGUGAUAUUUCUCCACUAAGACAGAUUGUCAGAGACCCGGGGGCUCACUCACUGGGACACAUGGGUGCCGACACCAGACUUGGGAGGAAUGAACGUCUCAAUCCAAGUUUAAGUCAGUCGGUCAUUCUUCCAGGUGGGUUGGUGUCCAUGGAAACAAAGCUGAAAUCGCAGAGUGGGCAGAUAAAAGAGGAAGACUUUGAACAAUCCAAGUCCCAAGCUAGUUUCAACAACAAGAAAUCUGGAGACCACUGCCACCCUGCUAGCAUCAAGCAUGAGUCUUACCGAGGCAACGCCAGCCCUGGAGCAGCUACCCAUGAUUCCAUCUCAGACUAUGGCCCACAGGACGGCAGACCCACGCCAAUGCGGCGAGUCCCUGGCCGAGUUGGUGGUCGGGAGGGCAUGAGGGGUCGUUCCCCUUCUCAGUAUCAUGACUUUUCAGAAAAAUUGAAGAUGUCUCCUGGGAGGAGCAGAGGCCCAGGGGGAGACCCUCAUCACAUAAACCCACAUAUGACCUUUUCAGAGAGGGCCAACAGGAGUUCUUUGCACACUCCCUUUUCUCCCAACUCAGAAAGCCUGGCCUCUGCUUAUCACACAAACACUCGCGCUCAUGCUUAUGGGGACCCCAAUGCAGGUUUGAAUUCUCAGCUCCAUUACAAGAGACAGAUGUACCAACAGCAACAAGAGGAAUAUAAGGACUGGAGCAGCAGUUCUGCUCAGGGAGUGAUCGCUGCGGCUCAGCACAGGCAGGAAGGACCCCGCAAGAGUCCAAGGCAGCAGCAGUUUCUUGACCGAGUACGGAGCCCCCUGAAGAAUGACAAAGAUGGCAUGAUGUAUGGCCCACCGAUGGGGACUUACCAUGACCCCAGCGGUCAGGAUGGUGGGCGCUGCCUCAUGUCUAGUGAUGGUCUUUCUAACAAAGGCAUCGAAUUGAAGCACGGCUCCCAGAAGUUACAACAAGAAUCUUGUUGGGAUCUUUCUCGGCAAACUUCUCCAGCCAAAAGCGGCGGUCCUCCAGGAAUGUCCAGUCAGAAAAGGUAUGGACCACCCCAUGAGACCGACGGACAUGGGCUAGCUGAGUCUACACAGUCAUCCAAACCUAGUAAUGUUAUGCUAAGGCUUCCAGGUCAAGAGGAUCAUUCUUCUCAAAACCCCUUAAUCAUGAGGAGGCGUGUCCGUUCUUUUAUCUCUCCCAUUCCCAGUAAGAGACAGUCACAAGAUGUGAAGAACAGUAACGCUGAAGAUAAAGGGCGCCUCCUUCACCCAUCAAAAGAAGGUGCUGAUAAAGCCUUCAAUUCCUAUGCCCAUCUUUCUCACAGCCAGGAGAUCAAGUCCAUCCCUAAGAGAGAAUCCUCCAAGGACCUUCCAAGUCCAGAUGGUAGAAACUGCCCUGCUGUUACCCUCACAAGUCCUGCCAAGACCAAAAUACUGCCCCCACGGAAAGGACGGGGGUUGAAAUUGGAAGCUAUCGUUCAGAAGAUCACAUCCCCAAACAUUAGGAGGAGUGCAUCCUCGAACAGUGCGGAGGCUGCGGUAGACACGGUUACUCUGGAUGACAUCCUGUCUUUGAAGAGCGGCCCUCCCGAAGGCGGGAGUGGUGCUGUUCAGGAUGCCGAGAUGGAGAAGAGAAAAGGUGAGGUGGUGUCUGACCUAGUCUGUCCAACAAACCAGGAGUUGAGCGUAGAAAAGCCUCUUGCACGAUCUUCGGAGGAGUGGCGUGGCAGUGGGGAUGACAAAGUGAAGACCGAGACACACCCAGACACGGCCACUGCUGGAAAGGAACCUCCUGGUGCCAUGACAUCCGCAACCUCACAGAAGCCUGGGAGUAACCAAGGGAGACCAGAUGGUUCCCUGGGUGGGACAGCACCUUUAAUCUUUCCUGACUCAAAGAAUGUACCUCCAGCGGGCUCAUUCGCUCCUGAGGCAAACCCCAAGGCUGAAGAGAAAGAGAACGAUACAGUGACCAUUUCCCCCAAACAGGAGGGUUUCCCCCCAAAGGGUUAUUUCCCAUCAGGAAAGAAGAAGGGGAGACCCAUUGGUAGUGUGAAUAAGCAAAAGAAACAACAGCAGCCACCACCUCCACCCCCUCAGCCCCCCCAGAUACCAGAAGGUUCUGCAGAUGGAGAGCCAAAGCCAAAAAAGCAGAGGCAAAGGAGGGAGAGAAGGAAGCCUGGGGCGCAGCCAAGGAAGCGGAAAACCAAACAAGCAGUUCCCAUCGUAGAGCCCCAAGAACCUGAGAUCAAGCUGAAGUAUGCCACUCAGCCACUGGAUAAAACUGAUGCCAAGAACAAGUCUUUUUUCCCUUAUAUCCAUGUAGUAAACAAGUGUGAACUUGGAGCCGUUUGUACAAUCAUCAAUGCUGAGGAAGAAGAACAGACCAAAUUGGUGAGGGGUCGGAAGGGUCAGAGGUCCCUGACCCCUCCACCCAGCAGCACUGAAAGCAAGGUGCUCCCAGCUUCAUCCUUUAUGCUGCAGGGACCUGUCGUGACAGAGUCUUCUGUUAUGGGGCACCUGGUGUGCUGUCUGUGUGGCAAGUGGGCCAGUUACCGCAACAUGGGCGACCUCUUUGGACCCUUUUAUCCCCAAGAUUAUGCAGCCACUCUCCCCAAGAAUCCGCCUCCUAAGAGGGCCACGGAAAUGCAGAGCAAAGUUAAGGUACGGCACAAAAGCGCUUCAAAUGGCUCCAAGACGGACACUGAGGAGGAGGAAGAGCAGCAGCAGCAGAAGGAGCAGAGGAGCCUGGCCGCCCACCCCAGGUUUAAGCGGCGACACCGCUCGGAAGACUGUGGCGGAGGCCCCCGGUCCCUGUCCAGGGGGCUCCCUUGUAAAAAAGCAACCACCGAGGGCAGCAGCGAAAAGACUGUUUUGGACUCAAAGCCCUCCGUGCCCACCACUUCAGAAGGUGGCCCCGAGUUGGAGUUACAAAUCCCUGAACUACCUCUUGACAGCAAUGAAUUUUGGGUCCAUGAGGGUUGUAUUCUCUGGGCCAAUGGAAUCUACCUGGUCUGCGGCAGGCUCUAUGGCCUGCAGGAAGCGCUGGAAAUAGCCAGAGAGAUGAAAUGUUCCCACUGCCAGGAGGCAGGCGCCACCUUGGGCUGCUACAACAAAGGCUGCUCCUUCCGUUACCAUUACCCGUGUGCCAUUGACGCAGAUUGUUUGCUCCAUGAGGAGAACUUCUCGGUGAGGUGCCCCAAGCACAAGCCUCCCCUCCCGUGCCCUCUCCCCGCCUUGCAGAACAAGACAGCGAAAGGCAGCCUCAGCACAGAGCAGUCGGAGCGGGGGUGAGGGGGGCAGUGUGCUCGUGGGAAUGGAAAGUACAGCAAGCACAGGUGAGUCGGGGCCGCCGCCCCUGCCAGACUGCAAGGGGGUGUCGGGCCGCUGCCUCCUGCUCACCCCAGGCCAGGCUGCCCCACCAGCAUUUAAUCGCGUGGACUGCCAGCGCCAGGUGGAUACCAUGUCUUUCCAUCUGUUGCUCAGCUCCCCAGAAUACGUGUGGAAAGGUGGCGUGGGGCUUUAAAUUGGUCCCAUCCUCCGCCGGGGUUCAGGCCUUGUGUGUGGAGUCCCCAGGGGCAGAACGCAGCUGGCUUCGGGACAGAGCCUCUGGGGGGGUGGCUCUCCUGCUGGCAGCCCUCACUCUUGCCCUGUCUCAGAAAGGCUUCUUGCCAGAGGCCUCUUCUUAAUUUACUUAACAUCUCUAAAGCUUAUGAUGGGUUCUCCUUUGAAAAACAAAAAAUACCCCAAGUUUUGUUUUUUGAAAUCUUUUUUUUCCCCCAGGUCUAUGAAGGAUUCCUUUUCCUAGAAGUACAAAGGGAAGGAAAAUCCCCUCAACGAUUUAGUAGACUUUAGCAUCCCAUUUAACUUUACUUUUAAAAAUCUCAGGAGGUUGAGUUGUGCUUUUUGUGAGUGUGUCUGGGGGCUCGUGGUCUGGGCUGGCAGCAUGUGCCUGUGAGAGCAGGAUUAUGGGACUUGGGUCUCUAGAAGCAGCAGGCCUGCAGUGCUCCCAUUGCCUUCCUCACCCGCCCCGUCCUCACUGAGCAAAACAGAUCAUGAGAAGAAAAAACAAAAUGUAACUUGGGGCACUUGCUUCUACAGGAUGGGGUGGGGGGCUAGUUGUCUCAGAACUGUUCGUUAAGGGAUUAUUUCUCUGCAAGUGAGGGCGUCUGUGUUUACUCCAGACGGCUGAGACCCACACAGGUGUGCUAGGCCUGGCUCUCUGGGACAGCAAGCCCAUGUGCCUGAGUCUCUGUGGAAUGUCCCCUCCCCCUUGUUACAAGUCGGGGUGGGGGGUGUCUGCCUUUCUCUGGAAUGCCUAACAGUACUUUGAGGAAGAAACAGAAUUCACCUCAGAAUGUGGCAGUUUUCAUCUGGGAAGUCGUCUGUUUCUUAGGUGGGUCCCGGUACUGACCUCCAGAGAAGGCCCCUGUGCUGAGUGCUGAGUGUCUGGGGCCGGUGGGGGUUACAGUGCUUCCUGAGGGGCUGUCGAGUGAGGACUUUGCACUCACACUUUUCUGUCUUGCUCUUCCAGGGAGUAG